CGCGAGUGACAGUGGUCGCAAAUUGCAUUUGCGACCCGGACAUGUUUGACGCUGUCAAAUCCUAUGUGCUAGUAUACGGAUGCCCUCAGGCUGAAAUAAACCAAUAAGUGGUCGUUUCGUUUCAUUUCUUUUUCUGUGUCUAAAUAUCGAUGAGUGAGCCUGCGUUUGGUCGUAAAUAUUACUAGCAUAAAAACCAGCAAAAACAUGCAGGAGAAACUCCGCCAGGAUUGUUUCAUUCCGGGCUGCAGCUCGCAAAAGGGACAUAUAAUGUUUAUGAGCGUCCACAAAUGCGACGGUUUCCAGCGUUGGUGGAGCGAAACCGGUUGGGUGCAGCAGCAUCGGAUAAACAGAACCAUUCGCAAAACUACUCGGGUCUGCGAAAAACAUUUCGAGGAGAAGUACAUUGACAGGAGCUAUAAAAUGCCUCGUCUCUUUCCGGACGCCUGGCCGACGAUGUGCAUAGAGGAACCGAAACCGGAAGAAACGGAACUGUUUGUGCCAAAGCCCAAAAGGGCUGAUGGGAAAGCGAAAAGUAUAGAUCCUAGGUCAGAAGUAGAUCCAAAAAUGUAUUGCAGAUUAUGUGGCAACAAUGACGAAGGCCCAAUGGAAGGCCAGUUGGAUCUUUUCAGGGAUGGAGAAUUUUUUUUACGAUUAUGUUUGGGUGAAUACUUUUCGAGAUUGGAUCUACCACGGGGAAUUUGCAACAAUUGUACAGUGACGGUCAAAUCAUGUCUAGAGUUUCUGAGAAAAUGCGAGUUGACACAACACAAACUAGAUGUAUUGUUCAGUCCUAGCGGGGAGCUCAACACAGAGCCCGAAUGCGUACUACUGAAUGUAGAGGUAGAGGAGCUCAAACAAGAGAAACAAGAACUGGAUAUAAAAGAGGAACAGUUUCUGGGUGCUGAAAAUGAGCAUAACCAUGAGUCAGACUAUAUUAUGGCAGAGGUUGAUCUAGUUGAAGAUAUGAUUGUGAAUUCUCAGCCAUCAAAUAAUUCGAACGAACAAUGUGGAAGUCGUAACGAAAUCAAUCCGGAUUAUACACCCACACCACCAAAGAAUUCUCUCAAAAACCUGUCCGGUCGGAAACUCGAAUUUCCCCAACCGAAACGAAGAACGAAAUCAGCCGCUGACUCAAAACCUAAACAGUCACGUUCGACAUCGGGAGAAGGCAGCAGGAUAUGUCCGAUCUGUGGUAAAACUAUCGCGCAUAAAGGCAAGUUUACUUCACACAUGAAAAUGCACAGCGACGAGAAAGAUUAUGCUUGUAAUAUUUGCGGAAGACAGUUCAUCAUGCGGAGGGAGCUUCGGAUGCACAUUGAAUCGUUGCACGAGAAGAAAACAUUCGUUUGUAACAUAUGCGGGAUCAAGUGUGGCUGGAGGAAAGCACUGCAAAGACACAUGAAGAACAAGCAUUCCGACGAGAGCACGUUCAAACACAAAUGUACGUACUGUGGCAAGGCUUUCCUGCUGCCAAAUCAGUUACGGUUGCACGUAAUGGGACACACGGGUGAUCGAAUUAGAUGCGAGAUUUGCGGUGCAGGUUAUAGGUACAACUAUAUGUUGACCCAGCACAAAAUACGAGAACAUGGCAUGGAGAUCAAGGGUGUUAAAUUGCACAAAAACGGCAACCGAUCUCGUAAAAAAGCUGAGUCGAAGCAAGUCAUCCUGUCAUCAGGAUCUUCUCAGUAAUCCCAACCGGAAAGCAAUGCCGAUACCAUAUGAUAGUGCCCCCCUCAGUUAUAUAAUAAUGUUAAUAAAAGUUUAUUACCUGUUAUCGUAUUCGCUAGACGGACAAUUUCGAUGUUCUGAACUGUGCUCUCACGUUGAGGGGGAGACUUCGACCUGGAGAGUCAAAAAAAGUCACAGUCACACACGUUUGGACCGCACGACCGCAUAGUUGACGUAGGAUUCUGCUAGGCUAUCUGUUGCGUGCUGAUUGUUGAUAUGUUUGAAAAAUUACUUCGUUAAAUUUUCAGUAGCAGCAGGAUAUCGCAAGCGAGCAGAUAUUGUAUUUCUCCCGCUGCGAAUAAUUGUUGUUUACGUCUCACUUUGUGUAUAAUUGUGCGUGUAAGUUUCACGGGGCGCCGCGCAGGUCGUGGAAGUGAACUUUACCGCGAUAAGGGGAACAAGAACAGUCGGCAUCUUCGAGUGGCGCGGAUUCCCCAUCUGUGGCCUGGGGCCAUGGCAAGCGGACAUCCUCGUCAAACCAGGGGAAAAAAAAGCUCAAAUGCCUAGAAAUUCUCGUGACGAAAUCUGUUUUUGUUUUAUUGUUUUCUUGUUAAUUGCUUGUCCGUAUGUGCAUGUAAAAUGGAU
Molecule: messenger RNA, 2313 nt
Organism: Toxorhynchites rutilus septentrionalis
Lineage: Eukaryota; Metazoa; Arthropoda; Insecta; Diptera; Culicidae
Product: zinc finger protein 221-like
Exons: 2
Coding region: 205-1689 (494 amino acids)
Biological process (GO): regulation of transcription by RNA polymerase II
Cellular component (GO): nucleus
Molecular function (GO): RNA polymerase II cis-regulatory region sequence-specific DNA binding; zinc ion binding; DNA-binding transcription factor activity
Source: RefSeq, a predicted model, not a curated record